GGCGGGAAAUUCCUGUUUCUCAAAAACGUGUAGUCUCGUACUUUCGGGAAUGUUUGAUACUGGAAUAAUGAUCUUUUAGGAAUGAUGUGAACGACAGCUACAGAAGAGAACAUGGUUUGGAUCAGUCGUGUUUGUCUGAGGAAGUAUGGAGGCUUUGUGGACAACCUCCGGCUGUAUGUCAAAGGGGGCAGCGGAGGCAUGGGGCUGCCCCGCCUGGGGGGCCAAGGAGGGAAAGGUGGCGAUGUGUGGGUGAUAGCCAAGGAGAGUAUCACCCUGAAGAAGGUCAAGGAUAUGUACCCCCAGAAGAGGAUGGUGGCAGGAGUCGGCACCAACAGCAGCAUCCGCGCUCUGAAGGGUGACAAGGGAAACGACCAGCAGAUUUUUGCCCCGCCUGGCAUCGUCGUCACCAAUGACGACAAGAGGAUUCUGGGGGAGCUGAAUGCUGUGGGCGAUAAGGUCCUGGUGGCUCGAGGAGGUCAGGGCGGAUCCUUCCAGACGGGAUACCUGCCCAAUAAAGGCCAGGCUCGGCACAUCCGGCUGGACCUGAAGCUGAUUGCCGACGUGGGCCUGGUGGGGUUUCCAAAUGCGGGCAAAUCGUCACUACUGGCUAAACUGUCCCACGCCCGGCCUCAGGUCGCCAGCUACCCGUUCACCACUCUAAGACCAGAGCUUGGGAAAAUCAUGUACAACGACUACAAGCAGGUGUCUGUAGCUGACCUUCCAGGGCUGAUUGAAGGUGCUCACAUGAACAAGGGCAUGGGCCACAAGUUCCUGAAACAUGUGGAGAGGACCAAGCAGCUGGUGUUUGUGGUGGAUGUCUGUGGUUUUCAGCUUUCAGCCAAAUCCCCGUUUAGAACAGCGUUUGAGACAGUGCAGCUCUUGACUAAGGAGCUGGAGCUGUACAGUGACGAGCUGCUGUCCAAGCCAGCAUUUCUUGUGCUCAACAAAAUGGAUCUUCCAGAUACAGAGCAGAAGCUGGAGGAGUUAAUGGGACAUCUUCAGAACCAAAAAGACUUUGCCCACUUGCUGCCUGAUGCCAUGAUGCCGAAGAGCAGUUUGUCGUUCAGGCAUAUCCUGCCCGUCUCUGCGAUGACCGGGCACGGCAUCGAAGAUCUGAAGACCUGCAUCCGGCAGACGCUGGACGAGCAGGCCGCCGCAGAGACAGCGGACCUGCACCGAGCUUGUCUACAGGAGCUGCGGGACACAGGGUGGCCUAACACAACCAAAGACUCAACUGGCACAGUGUAACAUGCUCCCCUCUGGCUAGGCGCUCGGUUCACUUUGUCUGAUGCAUUUCAAAGCCUUUAGGAGCCUGGUUAGCUCUGGCGAAGCACGUCACUUGUUUGCAGUGCAGUGCGCGACCCAUCUCUGAGGAUCGUUUGCUUUGGUCCGAGUGAGUCAGAUUCCGUAGUGUGUCUCACUUGCUCUAGAAGAGCGGGGCCUCUUUAGCUGUGAAAUAACUGUUGUCUCCGUCAAAUAUGACAUUAUGAACAGCUGAGUUUUAUAUGCAGCAGGGAGACAAACACUUAUAAAUGACCAAGACCCAUGCCUCUCCUUUUGAUAUUGUUUGGAUAACGUUUGUCAGUUAUUAAUGAAACUUGUCACUACUAGGUACUGUUAUGGUAUGACAUGUGACACAGGAAGCAGAUACAGACCCAUUUCGAUGAAAGUUUUAUUUUAUAUUAAAUAUAUUACAAUACUGAAUGAUGUAAGAAAGAAAAUAUGGGCAUUGAUUUUUGCAUUGUCUGUCUAUGUACAGCACACAGAGGAAAAGACUGCAGUAGAUCGAUGUGCAUUAGGUGCAAUACAUGCCCUGAAAGGAGGGGGGGGGGGCAACAGAUCUGCGGAUGUGAGUGGUGGGGGGUUUCCGACUGCGCCAUGCACGUGGGACGCCCUGCCACAUGGGGGAGGUUCUUGUUUUGGGCUGGAGUUUGGAAGACUCUGUUUGUUGUAGGGGUGUCAGGACAGUGAGGUGCGGUGGUCUGGAGCCAACAGAUACUGGGAGCUGGGUUGUGCCCCCCCCCCCCCCACACACACACAUUGAGGCGUAUCUGAUCCCUGGGCCACUGAAAGCAUGGGGUGGGGGCCUUUAGGCUCAUCAUAACCUACAUGCGCUAUUGCUUUAAAUGUCAGCACUUCCCCAGCACUCAGGGAGUACCAGGGGUGGGGCCUCGCAGAACUGCUGGGGGGCCCUUGUGUCAGUGGUGCGGCGUGGCUGCAGUCCGCAUUUGCCUUAUUUAUUCAGAGAGCCACAGUCCAGCCAACUAACCGGCCUCCGACAUACAUCUGACUGCACAGAUCCUGGGACUGAAGCAAGUACCCAUGUGGGAGUUAGGGAGGAAUAAAACGGGAAUGUAAUUAUAUAGGACGCGUUAAGGUAACGGCACAGUAGUAUGAAUCCCGUAUUGUGAUCUUACUAUAAUAUUGUAUACAGCUGCUUUUGUUCUCAUCACCAGUGCCCAUACUAAACCGAAAGCAUAUUCAUUAAGAUAGAAACAGCAGGCCUAAUAAACAUUGCAAACACACACGGUGUCCCGCUGAGCGCCUCCGCGGUGUCGGCCGUGUCUUAGCACGGUCACAGCGCCAUCUCCCAGCUCACCGUUGUUGUGUGUUGGUUGAACACACGUUUCAUUUAAUAUUC
Brienomyrus brachyistius is the source of this 2641-nucleotide messenger RNA. It is a transcript of the gene gtpbp10, whose product is annotated as GTP-binding protein 10 (putative). NCBI's taxonomy places the organism in Eukaryota, Metazoa, Chordata, Actinopteri, Osteoglossiformes, Mormyridae. The record is from RefSeq and is a predicted model, not a curated record. The transcript is spliced from 10 exons. The coding region runs from base 112 to 1248 and encodes 378 amino acids. Gene Ontology annotation, cellular component: mitochondrion. Gene Ontology annotation, molecular function: magnesium ion binding; GTPase activity; GTP binding.